Molecule: messenger RNA, 1792 nt
Organism: Hevea brasiliensis (rubber tree)
Lineage: Eukaryota; Viridiplantae; Streptophyta; Magnoliopsida; Malpighiales; Euphorbiaceae
Product: vacuolar-sorting receptor 1-like
Exons: 1
Coding region: 257-1615 (452 amino acids)
Source: RefSeq, a predicted model, not a curated record
AUUUCCUAUCUGGGUUUUCGAAAUUAUCGAGCUUUCAUCUAUUUACAAGAGCUAGAUUCAUUGGAUUUGCCGCCUUCACCUUCGUCUUUUUUCUCAAUUCUUAAUCUUUAAGAUUCCAUUCGUAUUUGUGCCAAUUGAUUAUUUCAUUGUCCGGGUUUUUCGAAGAAGAGGCGUUAAAACUUAUAAUUAACAUCGGCCUUUUUAUUCUCUCGAUUGGUUGCAUUUGAUCGGUAGAGAGAAUUAGUAUAGUGCAAGGAUGAGGGAAAAGCUAGGUUUUUUCCUUUGUCUUUGGCUUUUGCUGUGUGUGUCUUGCUUUGGUGGAUUUGUUGUUGAGAAGAACAGCUUGAAAGUAACUUCGCCAGAUUCAGUGGAGGGGGUGUAUGAAUGUGCUAUUGGGAAUUUUGGGGUUCCUCAGUAUGGAGGGACUUUAGUUGGGACUGUGGUUUAUCCAAAAGAGAAUCAGAAAGCGUGCAAGGGAUUCAAUGAAGUUGAUAUCGCCUUCAAAUCAAAGUCUGGAGCUCUACCCACUUUUCUUCUUGCCGAUCGAGGAGAUUGUUACUUCACCCUGAAGGCCUGGAAUGCACAGAAUGGUGGAGCAGCAGCUAUUCUGGUUUCAGAUGACAGGAAUGAACCACUGAUUACGAUAGACACCCCUGAAGAAGAAAAUGAUAAAUAUCUGCAAAAUAUCAACAUUCCUUCAGCCCUUAUCAGCAAGUCAUUGGGAGACAGUAUCAAGAAGGCUCUGUCUGUUGGGGAGUUGGUUAACAUAAAUCUUGAUUGGAGAGAGGCUCUUCCACAUCGUGAUGAGCGUGUUGAAUAUGAGUUCUGGACAAACAGCAAUGAUGUGUGUGGGCCAACGUGUGACAGCCAGAUGGAGUUUGUCAGGAAUUUCAAAGGUGCAGCUCAGAUACUUGAGAAGAAGGGUUACACUCAAUUCACCCCACACUAUAUAACAUGGUAUUGCCCGGAAGCAUUCAUUCUGAGCAAACAAUGCAAAUCCCAGUGCAUAAACCACGGUAGGUACUGUGCUCCAGAUCCUGAGCAGGACUUUAGCAUUGGAUAUGCUGGAAAAGAUGUCGUGGUUGAAAAUCUGCGACAAGCUUGCUUCUUUAAAGUGGCCAACGAACGGGGAAAGCCAUGGCUUUGGUGGGAUUACGUCACCGACUUUGCAAUCCGUUGCCCAAUGAAGGAUAAGAAAUACACUAAACAGUGCGCAGAUAAAGUCAUCCAAUCUCUUGGUGUUGACCUCAAUAAGAUAGACAAGUGUAUAGGCGACACUGAGGCAGAUGUGGAAAACCCUGUUCUAAAAGCUGAACAAGAUGCCCAGAUUGGAAAAGGCUUUCGUGGGGAUGUGACUACACUGCCAACUCUUGUUGUUAACAACAAACAGUAUAGAGGUAAGUUGGAUAAAGGGCCAGUUCUUAAGGCUAUUUGUGCAGAUUUCGAAGAGACCACAAAACCGGCCAUAUGUUUUCAUCGGAGAUAUGCAUAUUUGAAGGAGACAGGAGAGGACUUCGACGAGGAGGGUACCUCGUUAGCAAGCAGUGUGGAUAUUGCAACUAAGCUAGAAAGGAUGGGACUGGGAGAAGAUCUUGAGGAGGAUAAGCGAGAGUAGAUGAAUAUCACCGCCCAGCACAAAGGUGAAUUCCUGCUAUAGCUACAGUUGCAUUUCAGGAAUUUAUUUAGAUUCCGAGAUUUCUUUUGGAUUUGCUGCUGCACUUUCGGCUGCUUGCCUUUUGCUUAUGCUUUUAGUGUUUUGGCCUGUGCUUGAGCUUUUUUUUUUUUUUUUUUG